Molecule: messenger RNA, 6489 nt
Organism: Oreochromis niloticus (Nile tilapia)
Lineage: Eukaryota; Metazoa; Chordata; Actinopteri; Cichliformes; Cichlidae
Gene: cpne7
Product: copine VII
Exons: 17
Coding region: 350-2041 (563 amino acids)
Biological process (GO): cellular response to calcium ion
Cellular component (GO): plasma membrane
Molecular function (GO): calcium-dependent phospholipid binding
Source: RefSeq, a predicted model, not a curated record
CAAGCCGAGCCUACUCCCUCCUCACCAGUCUAAGCCAAUGAGUUUCGGCGGAGAAAACAAAAAUCAAGCAGUGUGUUAUGGGAGCGGAUUAAACAAGUGUGCUCAAGAAGAGAAACAGCUUCAGGAAUUUUAACUAGACUCCUAAAGGCACAACCCUGCCACCUUCAUGCCCUGUCUGUCGCCGUUACCAAGCUGUACCAAGUCAAAAGGGCCCGUCUCCUGUGAGAGUGCCACGUCUUUACCGAGAUCCCUCAACCUAUCACUGGAUUUUUCCAUCCCUCAGAGCUACACCACAGCCUCACCUCGCACUGCUUCGCCGGUUGGCAGAUCUCUCUUGCCCUGAGCCAGGAUGAAUGAUGUUCUGGAGGCCACCUCCCCUGCAACCAGCCUCAGCGGUCCAGCUACCUGUGUCACCAAAGUUGAGCUGCGUGUGUCUUGCAAAGCUCUGCUGGACCGAGACACUCUGAAUAAAUCUGACCCCUGCGUCAUACUCAUGGUACAGAAUGAUGGACAGUGGAUAGAGCUGGACAGGACAGAAGUGAUCAAGAGCAACUUGCACCCAGUCUUUGGCAAGGUUUUCUCGCUGGAUUACUACUUCGAGGAGGUUCAGAAACUGCGAUUUGAGGUUUACGACAUCCACGGCACUCACAGCAUCGGAACCCGUGAUGAUGACUUUCUGGGAGGGGUGGAGUGCACUCUUGGCCAGAUUGUGGCCCAAAAGAAGAUGGUGAAACCUCUGUUGCUCAAGUAUGGGAAAUAUGCCGGCAAAUCCACCAUCACAGUGCACGCUGAGGAAAUUUCUGGCAACAACGGAUAUGUGGAACUCUCCUUCUGUGCCAAGAAGCUCGAUGAUAAGGAUCUCUUCAGCAAGUCGGACCCAUUUUUGGAAAUCUAUCGAAUCAAUGACGAUGAAACCGAGCAGCUUGUUUACAGAACUGAGGUGAUUAAAAACAACCUGAAUCCAGUGUGGGAGCCCUUCAAAGUGUCACUCAUAUCCCUGUGCAGCUGCGAUGAAGACCGGAAGCUCAAGUGCCUAGUGUGGGAUCAUGACUCCAGGGGGAAGCACGACUUCAUUGGGGAAUUCUACGCCACUUUCAGGGAAAUGCAGAAAAUUUCCAGUGGAAAUAAGGUGUCGUGGGACUGUAUGAAUCCUAAGUACAAACAGAAGAAGAGAAACUAUAAAAAUUCAGGCGUUGUCAUUCUCACUGACCUCAAGCUUCACAGAGUCUACUCCUUCUUAGACUACAUCAUGGGAGGAUGCCAAAUUCACUUUACGGUUGCCAUUGACUUCACAGCCUCCAAUGGAGACCCCAGGAACAGCUGCUCCUUGCACUACAUCAACCCUUACCAGCCCAAUGAGUACCUAAAGGCUCUGAUAGCUGUGGGGGAGAUCUGUCAAGACUAUGACAGUGACAAGCGAUUUUCAGCUUUGGGGUUCGGCGCCAGAAUCCCUCCGAAUUAUGAGGUGUCCCAUGACUUUGCCAUUAAUUUCAACCCAGAGGAUGAUGAAUGUGAAGAGAUCCAAGGAGUGGUUGAGGCAUACCAGAACUGCCUUCCUAAGAUCCAGUUGUACGGCCCUACCAACGUUGCUCCGAUCAUUAACAGGCUAGCCAAGGUGGCGGCAGGUGACGGCAACAUUAAAGAUGCUUCUCGAUACCACAUCCUGCUCAUCCUCACGGAUGGUGUAGUGACUGACAUGGCAGACACACGUGAAGCCAUUGUACGAGCCUCCUACCAGCCUCUCUCCAUAAUCAUUGUUGGUGUGGGCAAUGCCGACUUCACAGACAUGCAAAUUUUGGAUGGAGACGAUGGAGUCCUACGCUCACCGAAGGGCGAGCCGGUCCUCAGAGACAUUGUGCAGUUUGUGCCCUUCAGAGACUUCAAAACGGCAUCACCUGCCGCCCUGGCCAAAUGUGUUCUGGCAGAGGUGCCCAGCCAAGUAGUAGAGUACUUCAGCCACAAGGCCAUCUCUCCUAUGAGUCCUAUGAGGGACUUACCGACUCCCAUCCUCAGCCCAGUUGCCACCACUCCAACAGAAUAACUGCACACCCUGUUCCCGCGACCAAGCUUUGACCACAGCAUCAGUCUGGCAAACUGAGAAGGAUGCUUGUCUCACUUUGGACAUAAACUGGAGAAAAAAACCUUCUAAAUGUGUUGUCGCUCGUGUAUUUCAUUUUUCAAAACAAGCAAAGUGUUUACACAAGGACGGUACUACAGAGAUUGCGAGUUGUAUUUCUGCGCUCAGUGCGGAUUGAGCACUCGUCUCUGACUGUGCAAAUCGACCAUCCAGCUGUUUCAGCAUCAGGAGUCCUGGAGGAUUUUUUUCCCCCAUGAUUUUUAUGCAUGCAGACAAAUCUCUUAGUGACGAUCUACUGAUCGCGUGCAGGCUUAAUAUUCUUUGUUGCCCAUGAAGUUCAGCUUUUUCCCCUUAUACAUACAGUGUGUUCAGAUAUUGUUUUGGAGAGGUACUAUACCAGAUGAUUUCAUCGCAAUUUGAUUGUUUUAACUUAAGCAUGGACAUGUGGAUUGUUUGAAAAUACUUAAAAUAGUUAAUAACAAAUAAACAAUUUGCCCUGCAAAUCAAAAUCUGUCUGCAGAAUUGGCCAAACAACCCAUGACCUGACAUUGGAAUAAAUGAAAACGGUUGCUAAGGCUUAAAAGCUUUUUUUUUUUUUUCCAAAAGGCAGCAACCAUAAUCAACAAAUCAAGAGCAGCCCUCAUUGCAAAUGCAAGAACUGGCACUACUACUUCUUGGCAAACAAAAACAAUUAGUGCCAUGUGUGAUUGACAGUUGGACUGUACAGGUUGCCAAAUGUAUGUAUCCUGUGUAAAAUAAGCGUCUAAAUAACAGCUCUGAACCAUUUUCCAAGAAAACCUGAUGAAAAAACAGCAGCAAUGGAAAUAUCUUUGUUGAGCGCUCUCAUGCCAGACUUGUUCAUCUUGAACUUCUGUGAAACUGCAAGCGACAUAAUAACUUCAGCAGUCUGCAAUAUUUGCUACAGCUUCAGCUCUUGGUAUGCUUUUUCAGUUGUAACAGGGAGCCGAAAAGACAGAGCAAGACAGGAACGGAAGAUGUGUUUGGGUGGCUGUGUAGUAGCGAAAGGUUGUAAAGCGCUGCCUUUUCUGAGGGUAUCCGUGAGCAAAGCUCGAGUAACAUACUCUCAAAGAGCUAAUCGAUGACUGCACCCUAUUUUUGGUCUUGUCUAUAGUGGCUACGAUGUAAGCUGUGAAAGUCAUGCUUUUUGUCGGGUGAAUCCUUUCCCUCUGAAUUGUCCAUCUUUGUUUGUUGUCAUCUCUAAACCAUGCAGGUUGUACUUUCUGCAGUGACUUCUUUUUAUAGAUAUAUUUCCGUUCCUUUUUUGUGCUGCCUUUUAUAUGACAUAUAAUUCUACUUGAUGUUUCAUGAUAAAUUUAAUGGGUGAGAAAGACGAACCAUUAGCGCUGUUAUGCACAACUUAAUAUAUCCAUUACAUUUACAUCAGAUAGAUCAAUUUAAAAGAAAAGUAUGACUGGUCACCAAAUUUCCAUUUUCUUCAGCAUUUCAUAAAAAAAAAAAAAAAAACGUGCUAAAGGUCGAUCCGUGAUAAACUGUUCUUUAUUUCACUUCCACCUAACUCUUGCCUGAAGGUUUCCUGCUUACUGGAUUUUACUUUUGCUGUUCUAUUGAGCGCUACAAUGUUCAGUAUAUAAAAGACAUAACCUUCAUUUUUAUUUAUCCUGCCUGAGCUUUGUCAGAUUGUCUUCAUAUUGUUCAGAGUGUAGCCCGUAACCUGUGUCAGUCAGACAAAGCUGUCAUGUUUUGCCCUUAUUACUAAUGCUACAGUGCUUAAAGCACAGUCUCUAAACUGAAACGCUUCGCAGCAGAAAAACAAGUUGCUGUUUUUUAAAAAUAUAUAUAUUAUUAUUGUACUGUAAAUACCUGUGUGGAUAUUGCAAUCUAACGAAGAAAAGAGAGACUGUGUGUUUAAGCUACCGGCAAUUAUUUUUCAAGGGGUGUGCAAAAAGUCAACAGCACCAGAAAGAAGGACAUUUUUCGCCUUCAAAAGGCGUCCUCUUGGCAUUUAAUUAAUUUUCAUAAGUGUACAAAUAACCUUGACACCUCUGAAACAAAAACUUUUGUCUAAUCAAGUAACUAUUUCCAAAAAUGGAGAUUUCACCUCAGCAUUAUAUUUUUAUUGAUCAACACUAAUUCUAAAGAUUUUUACGUUUUGAAUGAAAUCUCUCCCUGAACUAAAGAAAUCCUAUAUUUUGCUUAGUAUUGUGUUCUCCUUUGGCUUUCCGUUGCAUAUGCAAAGUUUGCUUUAAUGACAGUGUUAAUAACUACAAGUUUAAGCCCCACAGAAAGUGUUAAAUUCCUCAUUAAUCAUCUGAUGACCAUUGCUUUAAAACAUGAUGAUACAGUAGUGAGUUUCAGUAAAAAUAAAUAACAUGAACGCUCCACAACUGUCAAGCUGGAUAAUGUGCAAAUUAUACUCUUAACACUGUUUGGCUGUUCAUUAUUUGAUAUCUAUUCCAGUAAUGACCCUGUACUUUGUAUAUUUUAUCUACUAUGGUGCAUUUGCACUGUGAAUGAUUCUGAAUGGCGACAAAUGCACUUGGAAAGAAACCACUCUGUCACUGCCAAUAAAUGUACAGGAUGCAAAUUUAGUCUUUACAGCUACUCCAUCAUACACAUAUCCACUCCAAACUACAAAUACUAGUCAGACUUUGAUUUGUCCUCUAGAGUUUAACCACCCUUCCCCAGACACAGAUUAUUGACUUCCCAUGAAAGCACCUAAACACAGUUACCUCUGCUGUCGGCUGCUUUUUGAACUUUGACGAUCAGCUAUUGAGGAUUCUUCUGUCACUAUAGAUCACAGGAUGAGGCCUAUUGAUUCAGCAGGCCUUGAUUCAGAGCCGUACUCGGUUACUCGAAUGUAAAUAAUCCUGGAGGGAAUUGUGUCUCACAGCUGAAGCGUAGCUCCAUGUUACCAAUUUACAGCGGGGUAGGAAUAAAUGCAAAAAUUAGGAAAUACUCGACUGGAAUCAUCUGCAUCUGAAAUUUUAGGUUGUUUAUUCAGAAGUUUUGACUUUCCUGCAUGAUGAAUAAUUGUUUUGCUGUUCAUGCAUCUUAAUACAGUCCUUAUUAUUCUCCUGUAAAUGAUUUACAGCACAGAAAAUGUUGCCAUUCUUGGAUAAUUACUGUAACAAAAAGCAUUUUUUAAGAGAUUUUGUCAAUGAAGCAAGCUUUUUACUUUAUCACAAUUCUUUAGCUGCCACUUAUUCUAAUGAAAUAUGGCAGGAAGUGCAGAUAUCAACUAGUAUUUCUGUUCCUUGAGGGCAAACCAGCUCCCUUAUUAAUAACUAGAAGACAUCCAUGUUCAUUCUGUGAUUUGUGCCUUAACCUGGCAAUACGCUUUUUAUCCCCUGUAACUUACAGUAUCUCACUCUACGCAACUCUGCCUCAGGUUAUGAGCUGCUCCGGCUCAAAUGGUUCAUUCCCUCGUACCUUUAACAUUUGCAUGAGAUGGGAUUUUAAAAAUGAUUGGUAAUUAACCACAGAAUUCAGGCUAAAUGUUAUCCCUUAUAAGCAACUUUAGUUUGCUUUUAUCAUCAAAAAUGCUUCGUGGCUUAUCUAAAUUACAAGGGGUGUUUGAUGGUUGUACAGCAGUGGAUGGGUCUUCCAUGCUUCACCAGAUUUUCCACAAACAAAUCUUCAAAAUCUUUACUCAAAUCAAUUAAAGAUCCUAUUCUGUUUCCAUUUCCUUUUAACUACAAUGAUUCAAAUAUGGAAUGCUGAAAUAAUAAUUGUGUGCUUGUUUGCAAGAACUGCCCUGAACACAGGCAUCAUCAAGGCUCAACAAACUUAAUUGGAUUUUUUUUUUUUUAAAUAAAAUAAACGGCAUUCUUGUUCUAAUGAGAAUUUAUCUACUGCACCAUAAUGGUGCAAUCAAGAGUUAACUAAAGCAGUAAGACCGCAGUUCAUGUGCCCAUCUUGCUCUGCAGAUUGAAAAAAAAAAAAAGCUGUGAGGAAUUCACUGAGCUGCUUAUUCUCCCUUAUCUAUUCUUGCACUAUUGUCAGACAAAAUUAACAAGUCAUAGGUUUUACACCUCCUCGUUGUAUCGGAAAUUUCCCAUGCACUCUCUCUCUCUCUAUCUUUCCCCUGCUCAGCAGAGUAGGGUUUACAGUCCAUAGCUGUAAUAUGAACCUGGUGUAACUGCCGGCCCCGUGGCCAACAAGGAUCCCAUGCAUCAUUAGUAAAUAUUUGAUUUCUUUAAAGGGAAAAAGGGAUUUAUUGCAUGCAUACUUUUAUUGUUACGCUGUGCUGUACAGUCAUUCCUUUGGAUUUUAUGAUAUGCUAAUAUGCAAGCCUGCAUUUGCACAAACCUCUGUUCCUGUAGUUUAUGCUCUUUGUCUUGCAGUUAGGUAAAUAAAUCUCAUCAUUUAAGUGAAAAUGUCUCUGGGGUUUAUUGUAAUUAAAUAAACGAUUAAUGAUUAAAUGAUUCAAA